Bipolaris victoriae FI3 is the source of this 1962-nucleotide messenger RNA. RefSeq lists its product as hypothetical. The record is from RefSeq and is a predicted model, not a curated record. Bases 1 to 1962 code for a protein of 653 amino acids. The transcript is spliced from 5 exons. Gene Ontology annotation, molecular function: phosphorelay response regulator activity; sequence-specific DNA binding; DNA-binding transcription factor activity. NCBI's taxonomy places the organism in Eukaryota, Fungi, Ascomycota, Dothideomycetes, Pleosporales, Pleosporaceae. Gene Ontology annotation, biological process: phosphorelay signal transduction system; regulation of DNA-templated transcription.
AUGCUCGAGAACCCCAGCGACGAAAGUGUAGUCCGGUGGGGCAAUGACGGUGACAGUUUUGUCGUCUUGGAAAACGAAAAGUUUACCAAACACAUACUCCCCAAACACUUCAAGCACAGCAACUUUGCCAGUUUUGUGCGCCAACUGAACAAAUAUGAUUUCCACAAAGUCCGCCACAACAAUGAAGAAAAUGGGCAGUCGCCCUAUGGACCUGGGGUACGCUUUGCACACACACACGCUCUUUGCGGCUUUCGUUCGCUGGACAUACCAUCCCACGCCUGGGAAUUCAAGCACCCCGAUUUCAAGAUGAACAACAAAGAUGCCCUCGACAACAUUCGCCGAAAGGCUCCCGCACCACGAAAACCAAACCAAGCAGCCGCUGAAGACUUUGCGCCCUCACAGCAAAUGGACAUGGUCAGCGGCCAAUUAAUGGCGACACAAGCCCAAUUACACCAGCUCGAGGGCCGAUACAACGAACUGAACAUUCAUCACUCCAUGCUUUUGCAAGAGGUCAUUGGUUUACAAAAGACGGUCGUUAACCACGAGCAUGUCAUGCAGCAAAUCAUGACUUUCUUGCAUGGGGUUGAUGCGACGCAGCGGAGGAAUAGCAAGCUCGUCUUCAAUGGCGGUGAAGCCCAGAAUGGCAACAUGGACCCCCCAUCGAACAAUGACGACGACAACCCGGCUUCGCCAUUGCAGCAUGCCUCUAAGCUUCUCAGUGAAACCAACGCCGAUGCCAUGCUGAACCCCCGCAACCUGGAGCACAUGAAUGAGAUUACCAUGAGGAUGAAUGGCACCUUGACAACACCACCACCAGACUUUGCUCGCGCACAAAUGCGGCCCACAAGCCGCGGCCCGCCAUCAGCGACUUCGACAAACUCGAUGCGCCUGGACAACUUGGACAACCUUGUAUAUCCAGUCGGAUCCUCCAAUGGUAUUGAUCCCAUGUACAGCGAGCACAUCAACAACAUCCCAUACGCUGCUCCACCAAAAGCCGUGGACCAAAAUGAGCCCAAGGUACCCGAGGGAAAGAAGAAGAGUGCUUUCCCUGACCCAGGGUGGAUUAGGCCGCCACAAAUCUUGCUUGUCGAGGACGACCCUACGUGUCGUCGUAUUGGAAGCAAGUUUUUGUAUGCUUUCCACUGCUCUAUCGAUAGUGCUCUCGACGGUCUUGAGGCUGUCAACAAGAUGAAUGCUGGCUCUAAAUACGACUUGGUCUUGAUGGAUAUCAUUAUGCCAAAUCUCGACGGUGUCUCCGCGUGCCAUCUGAUCCGGCAAUUUGACACCACACCUAUUGUCGCAAUGACAUCAAACAUUCGUAGCGAUGACAUUUCCAUGUACUUCCAGCAUGGUAUGAAUGACGUUCUACCCAAGCCAUUUACCAAGGAAGGACUAUUGCAUAUGCUAGAAAAACAUCUUGUCCAUCUGAAAAAACCAUCAGCCCAAGGUGACGGGUCCAUGGUGGCACCACAACCUGUACCGAUAGCACGGCAGUUGGUGCUCAAGGAAGAGGAAUCGCCAGGCAAAUCACCACAAGCCGUCAGCAACUGGAACUCGCCCAACCAAAUCCCGGGCGUAUCCCCGGUCGGCACUUCAGUUCCAGAAGACUUUGCGCAAGCCAUGCGAGGACAACCAGUGCAACACCCGAAUUCAUACGGAGUCAAUCCUAUGCAAGGGAACAUGGGGUACAAUGCUUCAUCACAUAUGCAAAUGCAAUCACAGCAGCAGCAGCAGCAGCAACAACAACAGCAGCAGCAGCAGCAACAGCAGCAACAACAGGCACAACAACAACAGCAGCAGCAGCAGCAACAGCAGCAACAACAGGCACAACUACAAGGUCAUCGCAGACAGGUCUCUGAGAUUUCCGGUGGCGACGAUAUGAACAACCCAGCGAAACGUCAACAAAUGUAUCCUCCUCAGAUGCAACAGCAAAUGGGGGCAAUGCAGCCGCGCCCUCAUUGA